Messenger RNA from Dovyalis caffra, 300 nucleotides. NCBI's taxonomy places the organism in Eukaryota, Viridiplantae, Streptophyta, Magnoliopsida, Malpighiales, Salicaceae. The record is from the annotation of a GenBank genome assembly.
AUGUCUUAUUUCACAUCUUCACAUGGUUCUAGCUCCUCCUGGACACCCAAACAAAACAAGCUGUUUGAGAAGGCACUGGCUGUAUACGACAAAGACACCCCAGACCGCUGGCAAAACGUGGCCAAGGCUGUGGGUGGCAAGUCUGCCGAAGAGGUUCGGAGGCACUACGAUCUUCUUGUGGAGGAUCUCAAGUAUAUAGAAUCCGGCAAAGCCCCUCUGCCGAACUACAAGCCCUCUGGGAGCAAUGGUAGAGGACUUGUUGAAGAGCAGAGGCUUAUGAGGAACUUAAAGCUGCAAUGA